UUUUGUUUUAUCUUUUCAUAAUUACAGAAAAUCAAACAGAAACAUGAGACUUCCCUGUGAUGUUGAGAUUCAGAACCGAAUGCUGCCAUCACAUGGCAUGAUCAAGAGAGGUCGUUCCAUAAGGGCCUCUAUUGUGAUAGGUCGACGACCGCUGGCUGGUAACAGUGAGGGUGGAAUCUUCCUUGCAAUUUGCACAGCUAAAGACCGUGAUGGAGCAAAGUAUUGUUUGAAAGGGAAUGUGGUGAAGAUCUUUGGACGCUUUGUUCAAGAAGGCAAGGCCACUAUCCGCAUCCAUGAACCUGCACAAGAUGUCUGCAUCAGCAAGGCUGACCCUCUACAGCUAAAGGUCCUCCUGACAGCGGUCAAUUUAGCCCACCGAGACCAGGACCUGCCCAAUGUCCAGCUCUCCAGUCUAGUCCCAGCCAAGCAGUCCCAGGUUGAGAGGCCCAAGACCAAUGUGGUGAUUCAUCGGCGCCAGGACUAUCCUAUCACCACUGGUUUUCCUCAAAGAAUGGAGUUCCUUCAGGUCAAUGGUUGUAGUUUGAAGAAAGUGGACAGCAGAAUUCUGAAAGCGAAGCAUCUCAAAAGAUUAGACCUGAGCUCCAACAGCAUUUGUGAGAUCCCAGGGAAUCUUGAUCAACUAACAAACCUUUCUGAACUCAACUUCUCACACAACCAACUCCAAUAUCUACCUGUGGGACUAUGCAAAAGUCUGCACCUAGUAAGAACAUUGCAAUGUCUGAACAUUUCACACAAUCAUAUCAAACAUUUACCCUUUGAACUAGUCAACUUAGCAAGACUCGUCAGAUUGGACAUCUCACAUAACAGUCUGGAGACCUUACCGGACAACUUUGGCAAGCUUCACCACCUUCGUUUUCUCAACAUGAGUGGCAGUGACAUCAAAUUUGUUCCAUCUUCUUUCUCAAAGCUGAGAUUAGAGGAGCUUGAUUUGUCAGGGUGCGACUCAGCAUUAUUUGCAGCAAGCCGCUCAAUAGAUAUACCGGACACUCCCAAGCAUGUGCCUAAACUGGUGGAGCUAGCUGGGAGAACUGUGAUUACAGCCAAGCUGCCUUUCACAGAGGGCGACAUUCCAGUGACAUUGUGCUUCUACCUCUCACCUUCCCGAUGGCAUUGGUGCUUCCAAGGCACACCUAUCAGUGUUGAAGGCCAUCCCUAUGGGACGUUUGCCGUGCCCAUGGAUCUCUCACAGAUAGCCCACACAGUCACAUCCUCCGACUUCCAACGCCGCGCUGCACCCAUCCUCAUGAAGGGUUACUUCUGCUCCUACAAGUGCCAAGUGAUGUUCACAGGUGGUGGAUAUGCUAGAUGAUAGUCCAUCGAUGAUAGCUUUAUCAAGAAAUUUUCCAUCUUCCAAUCUUUCAAUAUUUGAGAACUUUCAUUGGAGUACUUUCAUUUAAACUUCCCUAGUCCUGUUACCAAAUGAUCUUUUUAUUGAUUCAAUCACCAUUAAUUUAGAUUGUCUUGCAAAAAAUUAUAUGCACAAUUCAGGAGAAGAAUUUUCAGGGCCAAGUUGAAUGGCUUUUUUGAUUGGGUAACAAUUGGGUAAAAACAUUUGAAUCAUCCACGCUCUGCUGUUUUGUUUUUUAUCUAUUUGUGAAAUUGAAGUAGAUGGACAUGAGAUUUUCAAUAGAGCAAAGGGCCAAUUUUCUCUGUGUUAAUACUUGUAUAAGUGUACCAUAAAUGAAAGAAGAAUUUUAUAUGUUAGAUGAUGGUAUUACACAGGAAUUUUCGCAGUAAAAAAAAGUUGUAUAGUAUUUUAAUGAUGUGUAUCAGAAUGAUGAAAAUUAUAUUUAUACUUUUUUUUAAUACUAAAAAUAAAACAAUAUUUGAAAGCA
Messenger RNA from Strongylocentrotus purpuratus (purple sea urchin), 1856 nucleotides. RefSeq names its product leucine-rich repeat protein 1-like (gene lrr1). Bases 44 to 1330 code for a protein of 428 amino acids. Lineage: Eukaryota; Metazoa; Echinodermata; Echinoidea; Camarodonta; Strongylocentrotidae. The transcript has 5 exons. Gene Ontology annotation, molecular function: protein binding. The record is from RefSeq and is a predicted model, not a curated record.